This is a messenger RNA of Cuscuta europaea, 13045 nucleotides long. NCBI's taxonomy places the organism in Eukaryota, Viridiplantae, Streptophyta, Magnoliopsida, Solanales, Convolvulaceae. The record is from the annotation of a GenBank genome assembly.
AAUUGCGGAAAACCCACGAACUAGGUUCCUAUUUUUCAGAACUCAAAUUGAAGCCUUAUAAUUUGCCAAACCCUAGGCCAUCCUCUUGAAAAAUUCCCGAAUAGCUCUGAGAGAAGAAGUCGAUGACUUGAUGGACCCUUCAGCAGCUGCAGUAGAACCCGACACCUACAUCUGUGGAGAUUGUGGGCACGACAACGCACUGAAGACGGGAGAUGUGAUUCAGUGCCGUGAAUGCGGCUACCGUAUUCUCUACAAGAAGAGAACCCGCAGAAGUAUGUACUCACAAUUUUUCUUUGCAUAACUUUCAGUUGUCCAAUUUCUCUUCUUUUGUUCAAGUGUAUAUUUAAUGCUCCUCCAGUCCCAGAGAAGAUUGUUUUAAUCUCUUCUUCUCGAAAAAAGAAACAAAAAUACCUUUUUUAUUAGAACGAGUUGAAUGUCACAUGUUAUUUCCCAACAAUGGUCACCUUCUUAUAUAGUUUUUUCAUGUACUCUAACAACUAAUCAGCUUAAUGACGUAAUCUGGUCAGUGCUACAGCUCUAUGGCUUUAGUGCAAAUAGCAUGAGAAUGAUGACAGUCCCCUGUUUACAUAAACCAAAUCCACUAUAUGAUCAAUUCCGUUUAGACAAGCAAAAUCCAAGAUAUGAUCUAUCAGGGGCGGAUCUACAUACACAUUGGGGGGGGGGGGGGGGGGCAGCUGCACCCAAUAAAGGUCCAGUUGUGCUACAUAAAUUAGGAGGAAAAAUACUUAGUUUAUACAUUUGCCCCCAAUUAAAAAUGAAGAUUGCCCCCAUAACCGUAGAGUCUAACGGCUAAAGUAAAUAAUUUCAGAGCUUCAUUUUUCAUCAAAGAUUAAUAGGGAGUUCAGAAGUGGAGGUUUAUAUUUUGUACUUCACGAAGUAUUUAAUUAUCAAGACUUAGAGAUGUAUUUAUUACUCUACAAGUAAUAAAUAAGCAAACUAACUUAUCCUAAUUUAUAAAAAUCUUAAUACGUAGUACAGUAGCCUAUAGGUUAAAAUUAAUUUAGUAAUAAUCUAAAAUUUUAAAUUAAUUAUAUAGUAACGUAAAUAACACUUUUAUCGAAACAUAAAACUAACUAUAAUCUUCAUCCCAUAAUGUAAGAUACAUGUAAUUUGGUGUGAGUUUUAAAAAAAUAAAGAAUAAAAUUAUUAUUUAACAAUUGUAACCUCCACAAAGUAAGAAAAGGUAAGAUGAGUUCAUAAAAGGUAAAAAGUGAAAUAAUAGAUAAAUAGAUAAAGUGAUAAAAUGAAAAGUUAGUGGAGUGUUCAAUUCAAAAAAAAAAAUCAUAUAUUUGGGACAAUAAACCGAAAGCAUCUUACAAAGUGAAAAAAGUGCAUACUAAUUACUAAUGUAAUUAUCACUAUUAGGUUAAGUGGUUAACAUAUUACUAAUAUAGCUAGCACGAUUAAAAUGUUGUUUACGUUGAUAAUGUGCUAACACAUAGAAGGAUUGGUAAUAUAAAAGUCUUGGUGAUCUUUAGUUACGUUCUUUUAACAAAAGAAAUCUUUCACAUCCUUUGGUAUAUAUGCUUUCAAAGUUUAUUUUGGCUUUGCCCGUUGCCGUGCAACUUUCAAAGAUGCUUUUGUCGAAUGAAAACAGUUAAACUAACUUGCCUUACAUAAACCCGGUACGGUGAUCUACUUUUGAAUGAUUAUUUAGUUUCUUUUAUUUGAAACAAUUACAAACGAAACUAUAGUAAAUCACUUUCAAAAGAUGAAAAUCGAUGAUAGUAGUCGGAUCCUGCCCCCAAUACAUCGUAUUUCUAGAUCCACCACUGUGAUCUAUUUAACUGCAUAUGGUUUGAAAAUUUAACUAAAAUUCAUUAACAGUCAAAGUUACUAAGUAUUAUAUCAUCCAAGUAUUUAUUCUCUUUGUUAUUCUAAAUGACAAAGUCUAAAUGACCAAAAGUUAACAGUCUAAAUGACCUAAUAGUUGUAUCGACAAAAAAAUAGUAUAUACUAAGUAUUAUAUCAUCCAAGUAUUUAUUCUAUCAUGUUUCUACUUAAAACCCGGGAAUUGGGGGAAUAAAUCCAACUCCACCAAAUGGUCAUUUUCCCGUUGCUGAUCUUUCCCUGUCGAAAUCCUCCCUUUCGAAAUUUUCCCACAUGGUAACUGCUCAUUUUCAUUUUCACCCUGUCGAAAUCCUCCUUGCAACUCAUUUUCAUUUUCAGCUUGUUUAAAUUCCUCUAAUCUAAUCUGACCGAUGACAUCUUCAAUAUUAGCGGCUUCUCUUGUGCAGCCGAUUAUUGUGGACUCCCCAUCUUUUUUUUUAAUUGCGCAGAGUACAAAAUCCUUCAGUUGUUCCUACAUUUAGAAAGGCGUGAUGGAUUAGUUUAAAGUCAACAAAUUGGGGCAAAAGUAGGGGGUGGAUUGAUUUUUUACUUUACUGCUUUAGUAAAAAGCUUUUUUCAACUCUAACAAAUGAAGAAGAAUAAGAAAGUAGAAAAAAGAUAAGCAAGGGACCAACUAAAAGAAUCGUUAUGUAUUUUACACUAGGUUAGUGUCUGGUGAUUGAAUUUAGGGAAAUAGACUUUAAUAGGACUAAAACAAGAGCUCAAGCGGUAAAUAAGACCUCAAACUUUUUAAAUCCUAAAUAGGACUAAUUUUGAAUCGAAGGGACAAAUUUGCCCUUACUAAUAACGUUUCUAGACCGCAGCAAUCUUGCUGCCAAUUAAAGUGCCAACAUAAGUAGCUUACUUUCAGCAACCAUGACUAUUUCAGUCACUCCAUCUUUUACUGCCGAUCUGUGUCAAAUUAUUGUUGGAGUGGUCACCGGUGCGAAGCAUCACCCAAGUGGUCACCGGAGUGUCCUUUUCCUCUUGUUCUUCCUCCCGACCUCUUCUUCUUCUCUCUCGUUUUCUUCUACUUCCCCUCUUUAAUGAGUAUCUUUAUAAGUAAUUGCCCUAUAUAGGACUAAAAGAGGGGAGAAAUUCUUAAAUAGGACCAUAUGUGUUUUAUUCCCCAAAUAAGAUCAUAUUACUCCUAUUUUGAAACCUACGUAAUUUCUCGUUCCAUUUUUAUCCCUCUUUAACGGAUCGAGAAUCAUCCCUGCGCAGACCCCUAUCUAAAAAAAUAACUUUAGCAGAAAUGCCAAAUAUGAUUUUGUCAUUAAAUUCUUAUUUCUGUUAAAGCUAUUGUUCUAUUUUUUUUUUUGGUUUUUUAAAAAUUUAGUUGUGGAGGAGGGUGCUGUGGUAGGCGUGUGACGGCCAACAGUAUCACCUAGUCACAUCACAUGACAUGAAUCGAAAUAUGAAAAUCGCUAAUGCUAGGUCGUCACCCGUAAGUGACGCGUCAUCCCUCCGUCUGGGGGUGGUGUCAAAUAUGCAAGGGCGCGCUACACUUGAUAGACCUGGGUGUGGUGAUAAGAAUGCUAAGGUUGCUAGGUCGCCGCCCAGAAGCGGCGCGUCAUCCCAUUGCCCGGGGAUGAUGUCAAAUAUGCAAGGGCAUGGUGGGGUCCGAGAUGGGGCUAAGAACAGAAGGUGGAAUGCUAGAUUGCGUUUUGGGACAUGGAAUGUUGGGUCUCUUACAGGGAAAUCUUCUGAGGUAGUCGAGGUUAUGAGCAGAAGGAAUAUCAGCAUUAUGUGUGUGCAAGAAACUAAAUGGGUUGGACAGAAAGCACGCGAGAUUAAUCCCGGAGGUUUUAAGUUGUGGUAUUCGGGGAGAGAUAAGACUAGAAAUGGGGUAGGCAUUAUUGUGGCACGUGACUAUGUUGAGGAUGUGGUAGAAGUCUUCAGGAAGAACGAUCGCAUCAUGAGCAUUAAAUUGGUGAUAAGAGGUGAGAUUGUGUCUGUGGUAAGUGCCUAUGCACCACAAGUGGGAUUGGAUGCAUCUACAACUCAACAGUUCUGGGAAGAUCUUGAAGACGUGGUGCGACGAGUGCCAAGGGGAGAGAAGUUGAUCAUAGGAGGUGACCUCAAUGGGCAUGUGGGCUCGAGUCGUGAUGGCUUUGAGAAUAUUCAUGGCGGACAUGGUUUUGGCACUAGGAAUGAGGCGGGAAAGAACAUUUUGGAUUUUGCCUUGACGUAUGAGUUGGCUAUAAUGAACACUUGGUUUAAGAAAAGAGACUCUCACCUUAUAACCUAUAAAAGUGGAGCUAAUAGUACCCAAAUUGACUACUUCUUAGUACGGACCACUGGGAGAACUAGCUACACUGAUUGUAAGGUUAUUCCAGGUGAGAGUGUUGUCACUCAGCAUAGGAUGCUUGUGCUUGACUUUCGAGGUAAGAACCAUAGAAGACAAGUUAAACAACAAGUGGAGCCAAAGAUAAAGUGGUGGAGGCUAGAGGGAGAUCUUCAACAAAGUUUUACACACAAAAUGGUCGGUGAAGAUGUAUGGCGUAUUGAUAAUGAAACACAGGUGGAUGAUGUGUGGUUAUCAAUGGAGUUGACCAUUAACAAAGUGGCAAAGGAGGUACUUGGAGAAUCUAAAGGAUGUCGGCCACCUAAAAAGGACACAUCUUGGUGGAAUGAUGAGGUGAAACAAGCCAUAAGGAACAAAAGAGAUUGCUACAAAAAGUUGGGGACAAAUUGGAGUGAUGAGAACAUAGAAGCAUACAGGGAGGCUAAAAGACAAGCAAAGAAAGCCGUAAGGGAAGCACGAGGGAAAGUGAACAAGGAGUUGUAUGAAAAGUUGGACUCUAAGGAAGGAGAACUAGAUAUUUAUAGACUUGCUCGCCUUCGUGAUCGCAGAACUCAAGAUAUUGCAAAAGUUAAGUGUGUGAAGGAUGUUGAUCAGAGGAUAUUAAUGGACGACGGAGAGAUAAAAGAGAGGUGGAGGUCAUACUUUGAUACACUAUUCAACGGGAACAAAACGCAAGAUAUCGGCGAUUUGUCCAUACCAGAUUGUAUGGUUAACCGUGAUUUUGUGAGAAGAAUCCAAACAACAGAAGUUAAAGAAGCUAUGAGGAAGAUGGGACGGAAAAGAGCAAUGGGGCCAGAUGGCAUACCGAUCGAGGCUUGGAGAAGUUUGGGAGAAAGAGGCGUCGAGUGGUUAACAAGUUUCUUCAACAUGAUUUGGAGAAACAACAAGAUGCCAACGAGUUGGAGGAAGAGUACUCUUAUCCCUUUAUUUAAGAAUAAAGGUGAUGUACAAGAAUGUGCCAACUAUCGAGGGAUUAAGCUUAUGAGUCACACCAUGAAACUUUGGGAGCGAGUGAUUGAGCAAAGACUUCGAAGGACUGUGAAGAUUUCAGAGAAUCAAUUCGGUUUUAUGCCUGGUCACUCAACAACUGAGGCUAUUCACCUUCUUCGUCAACUUAUGGAGAAGUAUAGAGAUGCUCAUAAGGAUCUGCAUUUGGUGUUCAUUGACUUAGAAAAGGCAUAUGAUAGGGUACCUCGAGAAGUUCUUUGGUGGGCCUUAACUAGGAAAGGCAUAUCACGCAAGUAUAUCAGCAUCAUCAUGGAUAUGUAUGAGGAUUGUACUACAAGUGUUCGUACUAGUGUAGGGAGGACUGAAGAGUUCCCUAUUACUAUCGGAGUGCACCAAUGAUCGGCCUUGAGUCCUUUCUUAUUUGCCAUAGUCAUGGAUGAACUUACGAAGUCAAUUCAAGACGAUAUACCGUGGUGCAUGAUGUUUGCCGACGAUAUUGUAUUGAUUGAUGAGACGCAAUCAGGUCUUAAAGCAAAGUUGGAAGUAUGGCGACAAACAUUGGAGAAUAAGGGUUUCAAACUAAGUCGGAGCAAGACAGAGUACAUGGAGUGCAAGUUUGGUGGAGGUAGAAGUAGUGGUAAUAGCGGAAUUACUCUGGAUGGUAAGGAGAUACCAGUCAGCGAUAUGUUCCGUUAUUUGGGCUCCAUAAUUCAGAAGGACGGUGAGUUAGAUGGAGAUGUAUCCCAUAGAAUCAGAACAGGGUGGAUGAAGUGGAAGAGUGCGUCAGGAUUUCUAUGCGAUCGAGGUAUGCCGACUAGACUGAAGGGUAAAUUUUAUAGGACAACAAUUAGGCCUGCAUUACUGUAUGGCGUAGAGUGUUGGGCGGUGAAACAAUGUCACAUUCAAAAGAUGAGUGUGGCAGAGAUGCGCAUGCUGCGUUGGAUGUGUGGGCAUACUAGGAAGGACCGCGUGAGGAAUGAGACAAUCAGACAAAGGGUGGGAGUAGCACCUAUUGAAGACAAGAUGCGGGAGUCGCGCCUACGGUUGUUUGGUCAUGUGCGUAGAAGACCGAGUGAUGCACCUGUUAGGCGAGUUGAGAUGUGUGGAGAAGAGGCAGGAAAGAGAGGGAGAUGAAGACUCAAACAGACGUGGGUUAGGGGAGUUCGAAGUGAUAUGCUUCUUCUGGGGUUGGAUGAGGGCAUGACUUUGGAGAGAACUAAGUGGAGGGCGGGUAUUCACGUGAAGGAGUGAUCUUGAUAAUCUUUUUCCCUCCUCUUUUUUUUCCUAGUUUUUUUAUCCUUAUAUAUAUAUGCAUUAUUUGCAACCUUUUUAUUUUAUCAUUUUUAUAUAUAUUCAUCUUUUUUAUAUUAUCUUUUCAUAAUAGCUUAUCUUUUUAUCUUUAUUCCUUCUUUUCCUUUUGGUUGUGAUAUCAUGUAUCGAUUCAUGUUAGCCGACCCCAAUAUCUUUUGGGACUAAGGCUUGGAUGUUGUUGUUGUUGUUAAAAAUUUAGUUGUGGACUUCAUAGUUUGCCAAAAUUAUGGCAGUUUUGUGUAAAUAAGUCAAGAUAAAUCUGCCAAAUUUAUGGCAGAUCUGAAAAUUUGUUUCCAAGGCAGAUUUGUCAGUUCUCUUCAAGGUCAAAUCUGCCAACUUAAUGGCAAAUUUACGGCAGUGGGCUAUGACAGCGGCGGUGGUGCUCGGAUGUGAAGUGGUGGCCUUGGAUUGAACACUGGCGGCAAUGACAAGGAUAGGAUGGCGGCGGCGGAGGGGGAUGGCGAUGCCGUUUGGGCAGCAACGGAUGGCAACAAUGCGCCAGCAGGGAUGCGAUAGGGGGUCGACGAGGCCGGCGGCGGUAGUCGACGGCGGCAGCGAGGGUAGCGGUAGUCGGCGGCGGUGGGCGGCUCUGACUCUGGCAUGCUGCUGCUAGCAGUUGACACUUUAGGGUUUCAACAGUUUUUUAUUUUUCAUUUUCAAAAUCAAAAAAUUAAAACAAGGUUAUUUUUGUCCAACUAAGUUGAAAUUGGUCCUAUGAAACUUGUGUUUCGUUUAUAGUCCUAAAUGUGCAAUUAACUUUGCUAUUAGUCCUAUUUGAGGCAUUAACUCUAUCUUUAUGGUGCUAUCUUUAUGGUGCGCUGAAUGUUGGUGGCCUUUUGUCCUGAAUUUACUUUUUGUUUUUGUUCUACUUUUUCUCUUACUUUUCAAUUUAUUAAGGAGUAUUGCUUUUGCUUUUCUAGUUUUUUAUAUUACUUUUCAAAUUCAUCAAAUAAAUUUAAUUUUCUGCAAAAAGUUAAUUAUGUCUUUUGACAAAUCUUUUUUAUUGGUAAUGAAAUGAAACACUAUCAUGUUUGUAAUGUCAAUAUUAAUAACCCUCCGGUCAAUAUUAAUGUUUCUGCUGAUGCUUUGGGAGAUGCUGCUAUGGGCCAUCCUGGAAUGCUGAAACGGGUUGAUUUCUUUAAUAAGGUGUCUAAAGCAGAGCAGACCGGAGUUAAUUACAGUGAUAUCACAAUCACAAAUAUUAUCAAUAUAAAUAUUGUCACAAUAAUUAAUGUCAUACGUAGUAUUAUUUUUGUUAUGAGAAUGUUAAUUUUAUAAUAAAAGUCAAAAGAAUGUCAUAAAAAUGUAUAAAAGUGUCAUAAAAAUGGAUAAAAAUGUCACUGGGUUAAGAAAAUGUCACAAUGGCAAUGUCAUUGUCGAUAUUAUAAUAGCAUCUUCAAUAGUAAAACGUUAACGGUGCAUACGUGGCACGAGAGAUAGCCAAUGAAAAAACAAUAAAUAGAAUAUCUCUCUCCUUAUUUGAAGGAUCUUAUAUCCUUUUGGUAAGUUUUUCUUCACAAUGUCAAGCACAAUGUCUAGAUGUAGACAUUGUGGUUGACAUUGCAGGGAAAAACUUAACAAAAACACAUAAGACCGUGGAAAGAUGGAGAGAGAUGUCAUAAAAUCAAUCUUUUGUGUCUAUCUCUCUCAUGUCACAUGUGCACCGUGCACAUUGUAGCAUUGGAGAUGCUCUAAAAUGACAUUGUAAUUAUGACAAUGUCAACAACUAUUAUGACAAUGUCAACAACUAUUAUGACAAUGUUAAUUUUAUAAUAAAAAAGUCACAAUGUCGAAAAAAUGUCGUGAUGUCAAUUAAUCACAAUGACAAUGUCAUAAAAAUGUCAUACAAAUGUCAAUAAUAAUGUCAUAAAAAUGUCAAUGACAAUGUAAUAAGAUUGUCAAAAAUAACUUUGACAACCCAUAACUUUGAAAAUCCCAGAGAAGGCUACAAGUUAUAAUCAAUGUCACAACAUAUAUAUAUCACCUAAAUCCAAAAGAGGCCAUACCAAUCAGUAACAACAAUGUCCUUGCGUUGUGUGAAUGAAAAACUAAACUUAAAGUUACAAAUUAAAAAUAAAUUAUGAAUCAAAAAGGUAAUAAUAAUUAAAAAAGGUAAAUUAACCUGGAAACUAAAGUAUUACUCCGUAUUAAUUAUUAAACAAACCAAAGCCUGCUGCAGGUGCAAUUUGAAAUAGGAAAUACGAAAACAAGAAACAUUAAAAAACAAAUUAAACAAACCAAAGCACUGGAGGUGCAUGCAAUUUAAAAAAGGAAAUCAGAAAACAUGAAACAUUAACAAACAAAUACAAAACCGAAGGAAUCACACGGGUAAACAAACCGAACAAAGAAAAGUGAUGGAAGAAAAGAAAGAAAGCGAGCAGCGAGCCUGCAGAGAGGGAAGAAAAGCAGGGAGAAGCGGAGGAGGAGUCAAGGAGGAGAAGAGGAGAAGAAAGAGAGAUUAGCUGUGAAAUCUUCGUCGACGCCUCCCUACACUUCUCCUCUUCGCCGUCCGUCGUUUCUUUCAAGGUUGGUUCACUUCAUAGCUUCAGAUUUGAUCUGGUUUUUCAGAUUUCCCCGUGAACCAAAGGAGGGCUUGAAAAGAGACGGUAAAGACAUCGGUGCAUUAUUAGGGGCAAAUAUGGAACACCGGGAAAAAUAAGUCCUAUUUAAGAAUUAAAAUCAUUUAGGUCCUAUUUAGAUACAUGGAGUAAUUUUUAGUCCUAUACGGAACCAUUUCUCUUGAAUAGUUUUUUCAAACAUUAAGUCCACUAUAUUGGAAUGCAUGUUCCGACUUGGAGUAUUUUGUGGCAACAAAACAUGGUAUUAAGUCGUCUAUAAAGCUCAAUAUGUCGGUCUGUUAAUUGGGCACCUGUAAGUAUUUGAACACAAGUAAAACCUAUGGAUUCAAAUUUUGCAAAUAAAAUAUGGGAAUUCAAAAUCAUUUUUUUGAAUCUAAUUUCCUACUAUCUUAGAAACUCCAAAGUAGACCGGGUCAAAUUUAUCUCCGGCUUCCUUUGAAAAAAUAUAUACUAUAUACUACAGAGUAUUAUAUUCUUUAAAUACACACCUAAUUGAGCACUCUAUUAGGAUUGUUUAAUCUAAUUUAAACAUUCACAUCGGAUGAUGCUAUGUAUAAUAACAAUAAUAAAUAAAAAAGAAGGUUCAGGUGAUCUCUCUUUAUUUCUACCAUUCACAUCGGAUGUGUUUGGCAAAAUCGACGUACCAUUUUAUGAGCAAUUAUUAUUUCUAUUUUUUCUUUUUAGUUUGGAUCUCCAAAGUGGGAUCUUCAACUUUUUGAAUCUCUAUUUAUUAUCAUUUGAAAAAAAUUAUUAAACUGUUGUACUCAAUUUAUAGUUUAGUUCUUACUGAAACUUGACAUUAUAUAAUAAUAUUCAAUGUGAUCAUCCCAUAUUUUUUGUAUUAAACAUUGAAAGACUUUGUUUUGUAUGUAAAAAGAUUAAUUUACAAUCAUUUACUCUGUAUAAUUUACAUACGAAACAUGUACACCCUAUUUCACAAACAAGAGCACUAUUAUUAUUACUUUCCACAAACAUGACUUGUUUCUAAAAUAGAUUUACCAAGACACGAGUUUUACAAUUAACAUAAUUAAUAGAUUAUUGAUUAUUAGUAAAGCUUAUAAGAAAAACAUAUUUCAAAUUUUAAUUUGAGACAAACUUUAUAAUAUAUAUUCUAUAUAGAAAAAUUAUUUAGUAUAUUACUGAAUAAAGAGAUUGUCUGAAUAGUGACUCAUAGUUUCUCCAUUUUUUAGUAAUAACUUUGCACUUUGGAUUUGACACUUACAUUAUUCAUUUUGAUUGCACUUUAAUUAUUAAUGUACAAAUAAUUAGUAUAUAUAAAAUAUUAUAAAACUUUUCUCAGAUUAAAAAUCUUAUUUUUUUAUUAUUGUUACUAAUAGCAGUUAAAUAUGUUAAUCCUUAAAGCUAUGUGUUGAAAAAUAAAAAUAAGUGUUGCAUCAACAUAGACCAGAAGCAAUAUUAUAUAUUUAACAAAUGGAUGCUUAAAAUGUUAAUUGUUUCCUCACAAACGCUUAAUAUCUUAAAUUAUUAUGUAUUUAAGAUCAUGAGUUUGCAUUAUGAAAAAAACAUAUGUUCUUGCUAGUUGCUACUAACAUUACUUUUUGUAUAAAAACAAUGUCAUUUUUAUAUAGCAUUGACAUUGUGAAAUUUUCUUGACGUGUGACAUCUUUUUCAUACAUUAUAAUACAUUUUCAAUAAUGUUAUUUCUAUCGAAGCAAUGUAAUUUUUUAUAUCAAUGUCACUAUUUUUAAGAAUGUCAUUGCUAUUAUGUUUUUACAACAUUGACAUUGUCACAUUGUCAUUAUUGCAAUGACAUUCUCUUGACUAGAUGACGUUUUUAUAACAUUGUCAUUGUCACGAUAACAUUCUCACGUUAUGUCAUUUUUCCUGACAUUAUAAUAUAUUAUCAAUAUUGUGUUUUUCAUUAAAAAUUAAACAAUGUACUCCACAUUUUUUAUUGCUCAAACAUUGUAUUUAACAUUGUAUUGUUAUAGCAUUGUGACUGACAUUGCCAUUAUUUGAUAUUGUGAUAUUUUUCCGACAUUGUGACAUUUUUAAACAAUGACUUUAUAUUACAUUAUCAUGUCAUUGUAAUUAUUAAUACUACGAGUAUAAAUACUUUUUGACAAUGUAACUCAAUGUUUUUGUCCAAAAUAAUGCAACAAAAUCCAGCAAAAUAAAAACAUUGUUAUUAACAUUAAAUUUGCCAAAAUAAAUAAUGAUAUGCGGUUCCAAAUAUUAAUUUAUUUGGAUGAACUUGCAAAAUCAAACAUUAAAUAAGAAAUUGGAAAGUAAAACAACAAGAACGUAGAUAGCAAUGUAUGUAGCAUAAGUGCAGGACUGGCGAAGAAGACAGAACACCAAGGAAGUGGUAAAACUGAAACUGGACAUUGAAGAAGAAUAAAAAGGAGAAGGAAAGAAGAAGGAAGCAGGAGAAGGAAUUGAAGACCAAGGAAGUAGAAGGGGCCCACUACAAAAAAAUUGCCAUUUACCAACGGUAGAUUAUACGAACAGAGGAUUACCGUUGAUAUAGAAUAUCUAUACUUACACUUUAUCUCUUCAGUUGAUUAUUAUAAUAUGAAUACCCACGCUUUACUAACAAUGUUGGUAUAUUUUUUAAAUUUCCUACCAUUAAUUUAUUUUCGUUGGUAUAGUGACUGAAUAUACCAACAUUUAUAAGUAAAACCGUAAGAACAAGUUUGACCUAUUAAUUUUGAAAAAACUACAAAGACUUAAAUAAUGGAUCCUAAUACAAAUUACUCGUUUGAUCUUCCUGCUCUAAAAGUUCUAUUAUAUCCAACGAUUAGAUUUUGCGGAACCUACUAAUAAAGGAAAACAAAACCCUAGACAUGGGAGAACUGUGUGCAUGUUUCUGCUCAUGUUUCUGCUCAUGUUUUUUACUGUGUAUCCAUCGACCAGAUGAAAUGAAGGUUUAUCACACCGUAAUUCUAUUACUGUUUCUACUUUGUAUCUUUUUGCCUUAUUUAUAAAGGCUAAUUGCUUUCCGUGGUAGCCGGGUGGAUUUUAGGGUUCAAGGUUUUGGCGUUCUUUUUAUUUUUUUCUUGUUAUAACAAAUUUGACUUUUCUAAUGUCCACUGUUGUUCAUUGAGAGCUUUUCUUCCCAAUAGACCUAUAUUUCUAUUCUUUGCGGCACUGGGGUAAAUGAAAAUGAAAUGAAAUGAAGACCUAUAUUUCUAUUCUUGGAUAUGGUACUUGUCCUUUGGACGAACUAUUACUGAAAUAUUUAGCAGACUGAGCUUGGCAGAAAACCACAACUAUUGAGAUUCUGAAAGCAUGAAGUAUUGACUGAAAGAUUAUGGCUUAUCUGAGUUUUGUGGUUUAGUCAAAAAGCAAUUGAUUAGGCGAGUUUUAUAGCAUGUUCCUGAAAAUGUGUUCUUUUUUUAAGAGCGGAAAAAAUGUACAUAUAAAAAAUGUAUGCAGUCAUUUCUUGUGAAGGCACAAGAAGCAAGCAGCUAGGUGCCUAGGUGCCUGAUCCAAAUCUCAGAAGCUCCUGCAUGCUAAUGUAAGGUUUUUUCUGACAUUGUUUCUAGGACAGCGGAAAAUUUUCGGGCCCUUUGCACAUGUAUCUUCUUUAAGUGCGCUUCUAGCAUCUCUGUUCUUGGUUGGUUUCUAUUGUUGCUCAGAGUUACCGCCUUGCUGAUUGGGACCUCAAGAGUAACUAGGAUUGACCAAAUUUAGUCUAGUUUGCCAUUGCAUUGUGUGAUUUUUUUGAACAUUGAUCUUAUUUCUGAAAUAUGUGGCAUUUUAAAUUGUUGAAUGAUGUAAAUGGAUUGUGCAGUUUAAGUGCAGCCCCACCUUUAUGUGAGUUAUGCUUUAUUAUUCAUUUAACUAAGAAUCUUUUUAAUUUCAGGUUUUUCAAGAUUUCGGACUAAACAUGGAAGCCUUGGACAACAACUUGAACUUUAUGCUCUUUUCAUUUAGGUUAUUUUAUACUGCACACCAUGUAUUUGGAUUAUUAGUAUGGAGAAAUCUAUAUUUCCUAUCCUGUAAAGAAAUAAUAUUAUUACUCGAUGGUAUUUUUUCUAGUACAGAAGUACGGUGUUAUUCACUUUGUUAUUAUUUAUUUGGG